Molecule: messenger RNA, 2799 nt
Organism: Haemonchus placei
Lineage: Eukaryota; Metazoa; Nematoda; Chromadorea; Rhabditida; Trichostrongylidae
Source: the annotation of a GenBank genome assembly
AUGAAUUUUGUGGUCCGCCUUCCUAGCGCUCUUCAUAGGGUCGCUGAUCUUCUGCUUUCACACUGCUGCAUCCACAGUACAUAUGUAGCGAAAGUCACCGAAGAGUUAUCUCAUUGCCGAACACGGCUCGAUGCAGGCGUCCAGGAAAACAAGAGAAAUAGAGACCUCAUUCAAGGACUCACUAACCAGAUCCAGAAGUUUCGCGAGCGUAGUGCCCAUGACUCGGCUCGACUGACAUCCACACCGUCCUUACUCGCUACAUCGCUUCCUCAACUCAGUAUCGAUAUGGCAGCUUCGUCUCCAUAUAUCGACUACUACCAACCGCCGUCGCCCCUGUACCAUUCUAGGAGCCGUUACUCUCGAAACAAGAGCCUCACUCGUCUCGAUCUACCAGCCAGCUCUGCAGCGCAAUCCACAUCAAUCGAACUUCGUCGCGGCUAUUCACCCCGAUUCAAAUCGUCACCACGUUUGUUACACUAUUCUGAUGAGCAUUUAAAUCUGGAUAAUCAACAGAGCAUUGAUGAACUCUUUGCACGGCUGAGGAACGAACUCUUCAAAAACAACACACUCGAAGAGAUCAAUGAGAUGCUAAGAGAGGAGAACGAUGCUGCGCUGGCGGUGAACGACAACCUCAGACAUGAUGUAAUGGAACUCACACGAGCUCUCGAGAGUCUUGAGCAAGGUCAACGCAAUGAUCGGGAGCGGUUUCGAGUUGAAAACGCGAGGUACCGCAACCAAGCAGAACAACAACAUCGUCAGUUGAUCGAGCUGUGGAAGGCAUUCACCGCCAUAAAAAGGAAGGUUCGGGAACUGCAUACUUCAACCGCUAGCGAUUUGGACAAGCAAUUGACCGAGUUCACCAGAUGUGCGGCUGUGAUGAAGAAAGCGAUCCGGCAUGCCGAGUUCAAGAACAACGAAUUGCGAACAAAAAUGGCAAAGGAGAAAGACGAGGUGCUUGAAGAAGUAAUGAUGAAAUAUGAAGCCCUGUCAAGUACGCAAAUCGAGACAGACAAGCAGUUGUCGGAGAAGGUGCGUCUGGUGCAGCGACUUCAGGAUGAAUUGAAUCGAACGAAGGAUAGGAAUGAGGAAAUGGAAAGCGCCUUCGCCCGGAUCAGCAGCAUGACUGAAAUUAGCUCAAUACCGCAACGACCUCGGACGCGCAGUGAAAGUCCAUCUUACUUGCAUUCGGUCAAUGACACAGUUCGCAGGAUUCGUUCAGCCUUUUCAACGAAGUCCGCAGAAGUUCGAGAGGCAAAUUCACGGGUAGAGCAAGCUGAGGUAGAGGUCAAUCGACUGAAGAAACAGAUUGAGCUUCAUGAGAAGGAGAAGAAAUCUCUGAGAGACACUGGGAAAAGACGGGAAGAAGAAGCAGCGGAGAGAGAGCAGAAGUUAUUGCAAAUGGGCCACGAUAUUCGCCGCCUCACAGAUCGUCUACAAGCCGCUGAAGAGGAGAAAACCAUGAAGGAGACCCUGCUGAGUACAAUGCAAAAUACUCUAGCAACUACACACAGAACUCAUAAGGAAUUCAUCGAAAACUUGAUGUCGAAUCAUCGUGAUGAGUUGGCAGCCAGAGACACGAAGCACGAGAACGACUUGGAAGAGAGGAUCAAUGAGGAGCGUUCGCGUCUUAAUCGUAUGCAAGCAGAGGUGGAUCGGGGACGUACGGAAGCGGACGCCCUUCGUCAGCAGCUAAGAGAUCUCAGAGCGGAACAUGCGGCAUCCCUGAAGACGUCAGAAGAAAGAGAGUCUACUAUCACCAGCCUGGAAGAGAAGCUGUCAAGUUUGAAAGAUCAGCUUGACAUGGAGUUGUCAAAGUUAGAUGGCAAAGACAAUGAAAUUGCUGAACAUUCUUUACGAUGUGAUGAAUUGAUGGCUAAAAAACAGCAACUGGAACUGGAACUUGAUGAACAGCGUACCUCGAAUGCGACGCUAUCUGAUGAGAACAAAUCGCUCCAAGAGCAAAUCUUGCAGUUCCACACCGAAAUCGACCAACUCAAUGAAAAAGUCGAGUCUGCUGACCAAUCCGAAGAAGAGCUGAAAAAGCGUCUGGAGGAGACAAAACAGUUGAACGUCACUCAUGAGCAGAAUAUUCAAAAGUUGAAGAAUUCUGUGAGGAUGCUACAAGAAAAGCUGGAAUCGAAUUUGACGAAAGAGAAGACUGAUGAAUGCGCUGAAAUGCUCAAACAAGUGGAAGAAGUGAAGAGAGAACGUGAUGCACUGCAGGACGAUAUUGCUUCUCUGAGAAAUGAGAUUGCCACAUUGAACGGUCGUAUUGUACAGGCAGAAGGUGACGCAGAGAGGAGACGUGCAGAGGACGAUGAGAAGCUUUCAAUUAUGGAAGAUUUCCGUGUUAAUUUCGAUCGCCUCACAAACGAAGGAAGGCAGAAGGACGUGCAAAUCGAUGACCUGAAAGAGCAAGUUAAAAUGCUGCAGUCUGAAAUACAAAAGAAAGACGAAUUGACAAAAGAAGAAAGGUCACGUUAUGAGGAAAGCCUAAUUCUCAAAGAGAAGCAACUCGAAGAAGAUUGGGUUUCAAAACUUCGAGAGACGCAAGACGAAUUGACUCGUAGCGAAAAACUCGUGAAAGAUUGGGAGGUUCGAGUAGAUCAGUUGACUAAAAUGCACGAGAAGUUGGGAGAUGAGAAACAAAGCCUCAAUAGGGAGCUUGCGGAACUCAAGGAAAGGCUGCAAGAAACAAGUGUGAAGCACAAGGUUGAAGUGGAAGAUCUCGUCGAGCAGAACACGAUGGAUCGUGAGGAGUGGGAACAUGAGAGGCAGCAAGUUAGUUUUGAAUGUUGA